This is a messenger RNA of Fusarium redolens, 1521 nucleotides long. RefSeq lists its product as uncharacterized. Gene Ontology annotation, molecular function: RNA polymerase II transcription regulatory region sequence-specific DNA binding; DNA-binding transcription factor activity, RNA polymerase II-specific. Lineage: Eukaryota; Fungi; Ascomycota; Sordariomycetes; Hypocreales; Nectriaceae. The record is from RefSeq and is a predicted model, not a curated record. The transcript is spliced from 3 exons. The coding region runs from base 1 to 1521 and encodes 506 amino acids. Gene Ontology annotation, biological process: regulation of transcription by RNA polymerase II.
AUGCUUGUCACAAGGCAGUACGAAACAGAACAUAGCCGUUGGCCAUUCAGCAGAUACGAGGCAUCUCUUACUUCGGCAAGCCCUCGCAUGUCUAACCCUUACGAUGUCAAUGUCGAGCUGCCGGCCCCUACGAGCUGGCAAGCACACAAUCCAACUGCUUCCCACGGUGGUAGUGGACCUGCCCAACAACAUCCUUCACGGAACGAGGCCCCAAGACUUUCCCUAAUGCGCCAUCCAGGAGAAAAUAGAGGCAAUGCCCUGGGAAUUCACAUGAGGCCCGGAACGACUCAGAUGUAUUCAUCCCAUCUCCAAAGGAUAGACCGAGGUGGAAUUCCAUUGUCAGGGCCCAGGGACUUGGCCCUUCAAAAUGAUGGCUACAGGAUGAAACCCAGUACCGCAGAUAUCGAGGACGUGAUUAGUUCAGGGCUAAUCAACACCCCAAAAACAGCCACUAACAAUACUUUCUUGCCACAAAGUCGCCAGAUAGACGACCUCUCGUCCACCCAAUCCAGCCAAAGAGCAAGAGUCGACUCGCCACAGGACGAAGAGGACGACGACCUCGAUGAUGACGAUAUGCUUGACGGGGAGGGAGAGAACUCGGCUCAAACUCCGGCAGAAAGGGCGGCUGCUCGACGUAAAAUGAAGCGAUUCAGACUCACCCACCAGCAAACACGAUUCCUUAUGAGUGAGUUCGCAAAACAGCCUCAUCCAGAUGCGGCACAUCGUGAGCGGCUCUCACGGGAAAUACCUGGCCUCAGUUCACGCCAGGUCCAAGUUUGGUUCCAGAACCGACGUGCCAAAAUCAAGCGGCUGAAUGCUGAUGACCGCGAUCGUAUGAUAAAGAUGAGAGCAGUCCCUGAGGGGUUUGACAAUGUCCAGGCCCUCCAUUCCCCCUACGGGGCAGUCCAUGGCAUGAAUGCUCCUAUGCCCUCACCAGGGCACUUCAGCACACAGUCGUAUGCCCAGCACAUGAUGAGACCUUUGAUCGUCGACGGACGAAGGCAUGAUACAAGCGAGCAUGCUUCUCCAACCGCAAUGACCCCAGGAUUUGGUGGGAUGGGGUACAGCCCCGCCGGUAGUUUGACAAGCUCUGGUCUUGCAUCGCCGCUUUCGCCAGCUCCGAGUGACCGAUACCCCUAUGGCGGCCACUUCACAGCUCCUCUUACUGGAAGCCCUAGGACAUCACACCCAUUUGCGCAACACCACGGGCUUGGAACUCCUGUUGAAAUCCAUCGAUCGAGCCCCCAGCCCAUCCCGCCUCUGCUUCGCGACCCCCUAUGCAGGGCCAGAUCGGAAUCCUCACAGUCGCCACUGCGACCCAACAUGCCAUGGAAAGGGGAUGCAGUUGACUAUUCCUACAGGGGGACGAACACGAGCCCGAACCUCUCAGACCGACACCCACCUCUUUACCACCCUGCACCACUCGACAACCCCUCUGGUGCCAUGAGUGGCUACGAUGUGAACUCAGUUCCCAGCUCCAGGGCUCCCCCCGAGAACCAAGUUCACAGAACAGAAAUUUGA